This is a messenger RNA of Drosophila innubila, 560 nucleotides long. RefSeq names its product 5'-3' exoribonuclease 2. NCBI's taxonomy places the organism in Eukaryota, Metazoa, Arthropoda, Insecta, Diptera, Drosophilidae. The record is from RefSeq and is a predicted model, not a curated record. The transcript has a single exon. Bases 83 to 472 code for a protein of 129 amino acids.
AUAAAAUAUAGAUUAAAACACCAUAAGUUCCAGAAGGCUGAAAUUUGCACACAACGUAGCUAAGCCGAUUUUAAAUAUUAAAAUGGACUGCGCAAAAGUCUGUUUAGUUCUCUGCGCCUGUGUGGUGCUCUGUGGAGUGGGAAGAGCUCUGGAACAGGAGCAGCUGGUACCGUUAGCACCACCGGCACCACUUGCUGCUGAUCUUGUGGAUGCUGGCGAGAACUCCCAAGCGGAUGUGGACUUAAAUGUGGAGGGAACGCGCAAGGCGCGUCAGUAUUUUGGACCGCCACCACCGCCAUUCUUUGGACCACCGCCACCACCGUACUACGGCGGUGGAUUUGGUGGCUUCGGUGGUGGAUACGGUGGAUACGGUGGCUACGGCUUUGGUGGUGGAUAUCAGCGUACACGCGUCGUGACACGCACUCGUUAUCGUGGUGGCUUUGGUGGUUUUGGCGGUGGUUAUUACGGAUAAAUGGAUUCCAUUUUGACAUUUACAACAUUUGUGAUAUUUCUCUCCCUCUCGCUUUGUACAUCAAUAAAUGUCUUUAUAUUUUUGCAAA